Molecule: messenger RNA, 1026 nt
Organism: Sinocyclocheilus grahami
Lineage: Eukaryota; Metazoa; Chordata; Actinopteri; Cypriniformes; Cyprinidae
Product: lecithin retinol acyltransferase-like
Exons: 2
Coding region: 128-808 (226 amino acids)
Biological process (GO): retinol metabolic process; vitamin A metabolic process
Cellular component (GO): rough endoplasmic reticulum
Molecular function (GO): phosphatidylcholine-retinol O-acyltransferase activity
Source: RefSeq, a predicted model, not a curated record
CAGCAGCUCUUCAGCAGCGCAUCAGCAGCGGCCAAUAGUCUUUGCGCUAGCGCCGUGACGUCAUGACGGCCCGCUGCUCCUUAGAAUAAAAAGAAGCGGGGAAGUGAAUCCUGAGCAGCACCGCAAAAUGCUAGAUUCUCUUGCUUUGCUUUUGGAGAAAACCUUUCUUCUCGCACAUUUGAACCUUUUCAGCCCAGCUUCACCUAAACAAGAAAGAUGCUCAAAGCGCCGCGAGGACAGCACUUAUUUCCAGCGCGGGGAUCUGCUGGAGGUUCCUCGCACUUUGUUCACUCAUUUUGGCAUUUAUCUCGGUGACAACAAAGUCGCGCACCUUAUGCCUGACAUACUGCCGGUUCUGAGGAGCAACAAGUCUCAAAUCCAGAAAGCUGUGACGAACAAGCGAUUGCUCCUCGGUGUGAUCUACAAGUACGCGUUGGUACGGGUGGACACGGUGGAGGAUUUUGCCUACGGAUCUCCUGUAUUGCUCAACACGAUGGAUACUGCCCUGAGAAGACAGCCGCUGGCCGCUGAGGAGGUCGCCAGAAGAGCUGAGAAACUUAUCGGUCAUAUUCCGUAUAGUCUUCUGUGGAAUAACUGCGAACAUUUUGUCACGUACUGCCGCUACGGGACCGCGGUCAGUCUGCAGACCGAGCAGUUCUGUGAAAGUUUCAAAUCAGUAAUCCGGGACCAGAGGAGUGUUCUUCUGACCACUUUCAUCGGAAUGCUUUCCAUGUUUUUUCUUGGAAUGGCGCCGUCCACCGCACUUCCAACCUUUAUCAUUCCUUUCAUCUUGUGGAUGGCUGGAUAACAGACACUUCAAGUCUAAACGCUUAUGAACUAUUUAACCUAUCAAAAGUUUGUAUUUUUGGCUUUAUUAUAGAAUUGCUAACUUAAUCUUUUUCAUUGUUUUUACCUUCAUAGCCUAUUAACAUUUUACUUUGUUGUAAAAUUUGAUGACACCCUUUUUUGAAAACAUACUGUACAGUUUUAGCAAGUAAAUGUAAAUUCAAAAUGGCGUUUUAUAUG